UCCCAUUUUUGUGCUUAAUUCUUCAUUCAAUAUGAUGAAUUUCAAGCAUUCCCUUUUCUUUGCUGCCCUUCUUUCUCUUUCACUUACCCCUUGUUUUUGCUUCAAUCCCAAAUCCCUUAAUCUCUCCAACUAUGACUCCUACGAUUCUAAUUCCGGCUGGUCCCCGGGCGUCGCCACCUGGUACGGCAGCCCUGUCGGCGCCGGGAGCGACGGAGGUGCGUGUGGGUACGGAAACGCGGUGGGGGAACCGCCAUUCUCGUCGUUGAUUGCGGCGGGAGGCCCUUCCUUGUUCAAAUCCGGCAAGGGCUGUGGAGCUUGUUAUCAAGUGAAGUGCUCGGUAAAGGGCGCGUGCUCCCGGAAUCCGGUGACGGUGGUUAUAACUGACAGUUGUCCUGGCGGUUCCUGUGCUUCCGACGCUGUCCAUUUCGACCUCAGCGGCACUGCUUUUGGUGCUAUGGCUGCUUCUCGUCGUGGCGAUGAGCUCCGCAAUCUUGGCGUACUACAGGUUCAAUAUAAAAGGGUGGAAUGCAAAUAUGGUGGAACGUCGAUCCAGUUCGUGGUGGAUGCAGGGUCGAACCCAAACUAUUUUGCAGCUUUGAUCGAAUACCAAAAUGGAGAUGGAGUUCUUGGUUCAGUGGAGUUGAAACAAGCGCAGGGCUCGGGUUCAUGGAUUCCCAUGAAGCAGUCAUGGGGUGCAGUUUGGAAGCUGGACUAUGGCUCCGCCCUUAAGGCUCCCUUCUCUUUCAGGCUCACUGCCCUGGAAUCCAGGAAAGCCGUGGUGGCUAACAACGUGAUUCCGGCAGGGUGGCAGCCGGGGAAGACUUAUAGAUCAGUGGUCAACUUCAAGGGUUAGUCAACGGAGUUUAAAAGUAAUGAUAA
Molecule: messenger RNA, 879 nt
Organism: Cucurbita maxima (winter squash)
Lineage: Eukaryota; Viridiplantae; Streptophyta; Magnoliopsida; Cucurbitales; Cucurbitaceae
Product: putative expansin-B2
Exons: 3
Coding region: 32-853 (273 amino acids)
Biological process (GO): sexual reproduction
Cellular component (GO): extracellular region
Source: RefSeq, a predicted model, not a curated record